GCUACCAAAGCUCACAUCAAGCUCAACACUAAGAAGCUUUACCAGGCAGAUGGCUAUGCAGUGAAGGAGCUGCUGAAGGUCACCUCUGUGCUGUAUGGAGCUAUGAAUACCAAGGGGGUGGAACGUGCGGACACGAGCGAGGAAGACGGCAGCAAGUUCAAGUUUGAUCUUGGCUCAAAAGUUGCUGACUUGAAGGCAGCUAGACAGCUUGCUUCUGAAAUCACCUCCAAAGGAGCAAGUCUGUACGACUUACUUGGCAAAGAAGUUGAGCUGAGGGAAGCAAGAACAGAAUCUAUUGCCAGACCUUUGGAGAUAAAUGAGGCUGAGAAGACGAUGAAAAUUGCAAUUGACUGUGUUCUGGAAGAAGUCCAAAAGACUAAAGAAAUGUUGAAUAAUGUGGCUUUGGAUGAAGCCAGUUUGGAAGCCAAGAUUGAAAAACGAAAAUUGGCACUGGAAAGAAGCCAGAAGAGGCUACAGACUCUACAAAGUGUUCGUCCUGCUUUCAUGGAUGAGUAUGAGAAGAUUGAGGAGCAGCUGCAGAAGCAAUACAGUAGUUAUCUAGAAAAAUUCCGUAAUCUGACCUACCUGGAGCAGCUCCUGGAAGAUCAUCGUAGGACAGAGCAAGAGAUGUUUGAGGAAGCAGCAAGCAUGUUGCGUCUUAUGCAGAACAGGCUGAAGGAAGAGGAGCAGCACCUGCUUAAGAGUGGAAAUAACGAUGAUUCCGACGUAGAGAUUCAAGAGGACGAAGGAUCCGACAGUGAAGUGGAAGACAGGCACGUCAUGAAGCAGCGCGUCGCCACAGAAUCACUGCUGCAAGGAAGAGCUGGCGCACGGAUCGUGGGAACAAUGCAAGGUGGAGACACAGAGGAAGAUGGGAGAUCUGCCCCAGCACGGCAAGGCACGCGCAGGAUCAUCACCACAGCACAGGAGGACUCGGGGGAUAGUGAGAUUGGCCUCGAUGAAGAUGAAGAUGAGGAAGAGGAUGAUAUGGAAGACGACAGUGUGGAAAUCUCCCCGAGCAAAUCCAGUCACCGAGCAAGGAAGCCAGAGCCACUAGAGGAAAGUGAUAAUGACUUCUGA
This is a messenger RNA of Eurypyga helias (sunbittern), 1080 nucleotides long. RefSeq names its product clusterin associated protein 1 (gene IFT38). Gene Ontology annotation, cellular component: centrosome; intraciliary transport particle B; cilium. NCBI's taxonomy places the organism in Eukaryota, Metazoa, Chordata, Aves, Eurypygiformes, Eurypygidae. Gene Ontology annotation, biological process: cilium assembly. The record is from RefSeq and is a predicted model, not a curated record. The transcript is spliced from 10 exons. The annotation marks the transcript as partial.